This is a messenger RNA of Pocillopora damicornis (cauliflower coral), 1291 nucleotides long. RefSeq lists its product as uncharacterized. The record is from RefSeq and is a predicted model, not a curated record. NCBI's taxonomy places the organism in Eukaryota, Metazoa, Cnidaria, Anthozoa, Scleractinia, Pocilloporidae.
UGCAUCUUGGGAAGAGAUCUAGGUGAUUUCAAAAUGGCGGCUCGAAAUCUUCUCAGGGCUGCUGCUUCAUACAGACGAAAUCUCGCUUUCAGUACGACUUUUACUCGGAACCAAAGCAUAUUCACGAAGUACAGAGAACUGCCUAACGGUUUCCUAUUCAACGAGAAGCCCUUAAAACCAGGAGAGAAGAGAAAAUGGGAAGACUGGGAAGAGCCUUGGUACAGAUGGUGGGCUCUCAUUCUAGUUUCAAUUCCUGUUUUGUUCUACUACAAGCCUGAAACUAGACCUGAAGUAUGGGCAAGGAAGAAGGCGCACGAGAUAGUAGCUGCUCGUGACGCUGCUGAUGCUGAGGCUGCUGCAAGGGGUGAAUCUGUGGAUGAAGGAGAAGACAUUGGAGAUUUUAAACUGAGUGAACUUAGAAGACUUCCCUGAAACAUGUUCGUUUGUUGUAAUUAUAUAUAUUUUUACCAGAAACAUUUGAGGCAAUUAAUACAGUGAAUUUUGGCUAAUUGUGGCAAAAUGCAACUUCAGUUUGAGUAUAGUAACCUUUCCUUGUUAAUGGCUGUAAUCAUCUUGUGACUGGUUUUUAAAUCACAGUGCUCUAGUGAGCUGUAAUAGAUAUACCACCUGGUUUUUCAAAUUAAUUGAUAUUACACUUUUGUUGGAUGAGAUAAUCACAGACUCGUCAUUUCCACUAGGACGUCUAUUAGGAAAUUUCAGGAAAGAACAGCUAAUUGUUGAACUUGGCUUUACAAUCUUAAAAGUGCAAAGCAUUGGUCAACUUAGAUGUAUAAUGGGGUGAUGCAAAGCAUUUGCCUUUGUAUCUGAAUUUUCCAGUUUGUUGUCAUUGUUUAUUUCUGUGUAAAUACCACCCCAGGGGCCAGUUUCUAGAAGGUCCUGCUAACUUGACAGGCCCAUAAAGCUGUUCUGUUUUCAUUCAAAAUAAGGGUUUCAAAAAUUUUGAGAAUCAUGCAAUAAAAUUAGCAGCUUGAAAAACAAAAUUGACCAGUUAGGGUGCCAGAACCUGCUUCUUUAUUCUUUAACUUUUGAUGUUUUAAUAUGUCUUUGGGCCCAUUAAGUUGCUGGAACUCUCAAGAAAUAGGCCCUUGCAGAUAAUCACAACUUGCCUCACAAUGUUGUGUGACAAUGACAAAACAGUGGUAAAAGUGAAGUCAUAUUGGCAAAGGAUAAUAUUUUACAUGUGAUCUUUAAUAAUGGGUCGGUUAUUUUGUUCAGGUUUGUUUUGAUCUCAAGGUAACAUUUGUAAAUAAAUGUGGUAAAAAUAGAGGAA